Molecule: messenger RNA, 615 nt
Organism: Oikopleura dioica
Lineage: Eukaryota; Metazoa; Chordata; Appendicularia; Copelata; Oikopleuridae
Source: the annotation of a GenBank genome assembly
AUGAAGCUUUUUUCUCACCUGGCUCUGGCCAGUAUUGCAGCAGCUGGAAAAGCGCACAAUCCUCUUGGAUCAUCGGAAAAAUGCUCCGAAGUCGUUUUGGUAAAGGAACUCAUAGCUCAGCUCGACUACAGAAUUCUGGUGAGGCGUACUUCCAACAACGCAGAAAUCAACUGCCGAAUUAACUAUAAGAAACAAAAGAAGGCGGAAGAGAAGAAAAGCAAAGCAGCUCGAUCUGAAGCUGGACUUGGCGCUAGAAAUGGCGGAGCUUCUAAAAAUCCCAAAAAAGCGUUGAAGAAGUCGAAGAAAAAGGCCGAGAAGAACGACAAGAAAGCUGGAAAGAAGGUUAAAAAGGCCCAAAAGAAGCAGAACAAGCAUGGAAAGCAUCCAGUUACGACUCGAGUUCCAGUCAAGGACUUCGAGUUUUCCGAUUUGGAUGGGAAUGUUGUCUCAAUCGAAGGCGAAACUCCAACCGAAAAUCCACUCAAAGGGAUGCCUCUUUACUUGGAAUGCGACGGAGUACCAUACUUCCCAGACAAAGAGAACAAGAACGAAGCAUACUACUGGCGUCCUUCCCGAGAUUCUCCCGUCAAAGAAGUUGCCUUGUUCAACUGCUAA